CUCAACAUGGCGCCGGGGGUGGCGUUCGCGAUCGGCUUGAUCCUCGUCGUCGGACAGCUGAAGGAAGGGCCGGGCACCCUCGCGAAGACCUUCAUCUUCCCCGAAUAUCCGUACAAGGAGACUACCAAGAAUGAACUUCUCUUCAGGCAAUUCGAGCAGACUUGCGAGGAGAGCGGCGCUUGUAAGAUGCUACUGCCAGAAAGGAGCGGCAUUGCCAAAACGAAAUGCAUUCGCGAAUGCGUGUCACCGUCCUGUUACAAAGAGAUCUACUUGUUCGAUCAGCUGGAGGAGGGCGAGAUCGACGUGAGAUUGAACUCUUUUAAGGGUUGCUUCAUGCAGCGCAACGGCCGGCCGCGAAAAUAACAGAAAAACCUUGCCAGCGAGCGAAAGAAGCUGAAAGAGGAGGGCCAAGCGCGGGCGAACUUUUUACUACAGCGAAUGCAAAUCCUAAGCGACAGACGCACCGCACGAACUGCGUCCGACCAGUUACCAAAAGAGAGAAAAAAAAAAG
This is a messenger RNA of Heterotrigona itama, 511 nucleotides long. The record is from the annotation of a GenBank genome assembly. NCBI's taxonomy places the organism in Eukaryota, Metazoa, Arthropoda, Insecta, Hymenoptera, Apidae.